Drosophila innubila is the source of this 1245-nucleotide messenger RNA. Its product is annotated as phosphate carrier protein, mitochondrial-like. The transcript has 2 exons. Bases 88 to 1143 code for a protein of 351 amino acids. NCBI's taxonomy places the organism in Eukaryota, Metazoa, Arthropoda, Insecta, Diptera, Drosophilidae. Gene Ontology annotation, cellular component: mitochondrial inner membrane. The record is from RefSeq and is a predicted model, not a curated record. Gene Ontology annotation, molecular function: phosphate transmembrane transporter activity. Gene Ontology annotation, biological process: mitochondrial phosphate ion transmembrane transport.
AAAGUUCAUGCUCGAUCAGCUGUUGCAGUUGAAAUUUAUUGCUAUACGAUCACGUUAUUUUCAUUUCUGUUUGUAUUAGGAGUUAAAAUGUUCUCUUGUUUUUUUCAAAUUGCGAAUAACUCGACAUAUCGAACACCAUUUUCGAGUGUUCACUGUGCUGCUGAUAAAUCGACAGCUGCGAAUUCAGCUGUUGCUGUUGGAAGUGAAUCAUCAGCGAGCUUGGACUCCUGUGAAUUUGGCAGUAACAAAUAUUUUUUACUAUGUGGAUUAAGUGGAAUUCUGAGUUGUGGUACGACUCACACGUUUAUGGUGCCUCUGGACUUGGUCAAGUGCCGUUUACAGGUGGAUCGGGUUAAAUACAGGAAUCUGUUCCAUGGCUUCAAGGUCACCAUUGGGGAGGAGGGAGCACGUGGUCUGGCUAAGGGAUGGUUUCCAACCCUCAUUGGAUAUUCGGCUCAGGGUUUCUGUAAAUUUGGACUCUAUGAACUAUUCAAAGUGAAAUAUGCCGAGAUAAUUGGCGAGGAGAAUUCCUAUCUGUAUCGCACUUAUUUGUAUCUGGCUGCAUCCGCUUCGGCUGAGAUCUUUGCCGAUGUGGCUUUAGCACCUUUUGAGGCUGCCAAGGUGAAGAUUCAAACGAUGCCCGGUUAUGCUAAUACCUUCCGUGAGGCAGUGCCCAAGAUGAUCAAGGAGGAGGGAGUCGUGACGGCCUUCUACAAGGGAUUGGUACCAUUGUGGAUGCGUCAAAUUCCCUACACUAUGAUGAAAUUCGCCUGUUUCGAGCGCACUAUGGAACUGCUUUAUAAGCAUGUGGUUCCCAAACCACGUGCCGAUUGCAGCAAAUCGGAGCAGUUGGUGGUGACCUUUGCUGCGGGUUAUAUUGCCGGUGUCUUCUGUGCCAUUGUCUCGCAUCCCGCCGAUGUCGUUGUCUCCAAGCUGAAUCAGUCCAAAGGCGCCUCCGCUGGCAGCAUUGUCAAGUCUCUGGGAUUCAUGGGCAUGUGGAGUGGUUUGAUGCCACGUAUUCUGAUGAUUGGCACACUAACUGCCCUACAAUGGUUCAUCUACGACGGUUGUAAGGUCGCUUUGCGUCUGCCACGCCCACCACCGCCAGAGAUGCCCGCCAGCCUGAAAGCCAAGCUAGAAUAAAGCUAAAUACCCCAAAAGUGUUCAAAAAAUAACAAUAUUUAGUCGAAAAUUACAGGAAAGAUUCAACCCUAUCAGCAGGGCGGCUCUGACUAUUCAAUCUUA